Messenger RNA from Drosophila grimshawi, 864 nucleotides. Its product is annotated as putative gustatory receptor 59d. Gene Ontology annotation, cellular component: membrane. The record is from RefSeq and is a predicted model, not a curated record. NCBI's taxonomy places the organism in Eukaryota, Metazoa, Arthropoda, Insecta, Diptera, Drosophilidae. The transcript has 3 exons. Gene Ontology annotation, biological process: sensory perception of taste. Bases 1 to 864 code for a protein of 287 amino acids.
AUGUUUGACCCGGUUAAGUGGAUCCUACGGCUUUUCUACUAUUACUCCCGUCUCCUUGGGGUGAUCAACUUUGAAAUUGACGUGAGAACAGGUCGAGCGCGAAUUACGAGAUUAGCUUCGAUCUAUGCUAUCAUCAUCAAUGGACUGAUCUUUAGUGUCUUUGCAAUAAUGACGUGUAUGAUGUACACAUUAACAACAGUAACCGAUUUAAUAGGCUCGCACUAUUACUUUGUAAUGCUGAAUGCUCAUAGCCACUACAUUCUCGUCAAUCAAGAGAUCGAAGCAAUUCUCUCCAAUAUUCAUUCCUUAGAGUCUGAAAAUCGAAGGGCUGCAUUCAUGUCAAAAUGUUGCUCCUUAGCCGACCAACUGGACGACGUCGCCCGACAACAGUCCAAACUACAGGCGCUCGUCGAGAGCAUAACUCAUAUAUUUGAUAUACAGGGUGUCUGCAUAUCUGUCAUUUUUUACUUCUCCACGAUCGGUGCUAUCUAUUUUACUUUCGCGACUUUCAUAUUAAACAAGGGUGUCGUUUGGACCGCCGCAUUUAUUAUGUGGUAUUUACUUACAAUGGGCUCUUUCUACGCGGACGCUGUGAUCACGAUCGACAAUUUCUACAUUGUCUUAGAUGUCCAUGCCGAUAUGGUCAGACUGCUGGAACAGUUCUCAACGAUCGCUCCAGGGUUGGACGAGCGACUGGAGGAAGUCAUCGAGACAUUUCAGCUUCAGUUGAGGCGAAAUCCCUUGAAGAUUCGUCUUAUGCAUUGCUACAACGUGGAACGAUCAGAACUAAUUGCAAUGGCCAGUUCAAUAAUAAUGAAUUCUGUGGUCCUGAUUCAAUAUGAAUUGAAAAAUUUAAAUAAAUAA